Molecule: messenger RNA, 1219 nt
Organism: Engraulis encrasicolus (European anchovy)
Lineage: Eukaryota; Metazoa; Chordata; Actinopteri; Clupeiformes; Engraulidae
Gene: calhm6
Product: calcium homeostasis modulator family member 6
Exons: 2
Coding region: 142-1113 (323 amino acids)
Cellular component (GO): plasma membrane
Molecular function (GO): monoatomic cation channel activity
Source: RefSeq, a predicted model, not a curated record
AUGGUUUGGGGAUGGGGCGGAGAUAACGGAACUGAAAGUGCUCCCCUUGCCAGAAUGGACAUCUGUCAAUGUCAACUAGUCUGUAGGAGUUUUGAGACAGGGUUCAAAUCGUGUUGAAAGUGUGAAAAGGAGUGCGUCGCGAUGGAUAAGUUCAAGGUUGUCAUGAACCUUGUCCAAAAACGGCAAACCAGCCUUGGAUUUGGUCUGAUUCCGUUAUUGACUGGAGGCGCAGAGCAAAUUUUUUCGACGUUUGCCUUCAAGUGCCCUUGCAGCGACUGGAGUUUUGCGUAUGGAGCAGUGUCUCUUCUUGUACCUGCCGCAGCUUUGCUCAUACUCGGCUACAUGCUGAGUAACAAGACCUGGAAACUAUUCACUGGCCUCUGUCUGAGGAGGUCGAAACUUUUCCGCCUCAAUUACAUAUGUGGAUGCCUCAACGUUUUUCUUCAGAUCACAUCAGUCGCUAUGAUUGCACCUGUCUCUUGGGUAGCCAUAUCUCUCCUCAACGGAGUUUAUUUUGAAUGUAUGGUUACUGGAUUCAACGUGACUGCGAGACACCUGUGUCAGGUGUCAGAGAGGUCGCACAGCUGCCAGGUCGAGCUUCACAAGUUGCCCUGCGAUAAAACGUCGAUUCCGCCGGCUGAAAGAGACGCUAUCCUGAAAACCAUACGCGCACAGUCUCAGGUACUAGGUUGGCUCCUGAUCGCCUCCAUCAUGUUUUCCUCUCUGCUGCUCACCUGCGUGGCUAGGUGCCAGUCCCCCGUCAGCUACAUGAGGCUCAAGUUCUGGAAGGAUUACGCCAAGGAGGAAAAUUACUUUUUCAACAGCUACGCAGCUGUGCAUGCCAAGAAGCUCGCCGAGAGGAACAUCAAGAGUUUCUUUGAGAUGACCACGCCAGAGCCUCAGUCCACCCCACCGAGGCAGGCCUGGGAAAAGAUCUCCAAGUUCUACAGGUUUGACACCAUGGAUAAGUACUAUAGCACAGUGCACAAGUACGUGGAGACCUGCAAGAACCCCAAGGACCCAGCAAGGGCCGUCUCCGUCAAGUCAAGUGUCACAGAUCUCUCCAACCCGGCAGCCUUGGCCUUUGUGGAUGAGGGCACCAUGAUGCUGUGAGUAGGGCUGCUGUGACGGCAUCAGGUCGGGCUUGGGACAAAGUCAUAUGAUUCCCAAUAAUGAGAAUGCAAUUCUGCACCCGCCCCUCUCCUUGGGCCCAGGACAA